AACUCUCGCAUAAUUAUUUUUUAGAGUUUAUUUGUUAUUGCCACUAUAUGUCAAACAGCAAUAGUUUUACACUUUAUUUGUUAUUGCCCAUAUGAAUAAAAUUAAUUCCCUACAUACCUAUUUCAUUUAUGAAAUGAAUAAACAAAUAGUAUUGCAGGUAAAUUUUGCAAUUCAAAAACACACCAUACAAUCAUGGAGACUCGGAGCCAGCGGUCUCGACGUGAAAUAUUGGAUCAGCAUAACUUCAGGAGGAGAUUGGCUUUCAAUGAGAAAGCGAAACAGCAAGAAGCUGCAUCAGCCCAACAACCACAACAAGUUGGUGUAAAGAGACCUCGCGGACGACCAAGAGGCAAAAUCACAGAAAAUAAAGGAACAUCAUCAGAAACAAGUCACCCACCAAAUACAAGAGAAAUGGAUGACCCCUACAUAAACAUAAAUUUUAUCCCUCCAUACAAAUUACAAUUCAAGGAUGAUUGCACCUAUUACGGAGCACGCCGAUACUGCUAUGAGCCACCAACAUUUUGCUGCGCCAAAGGUCAAAUUGUACUUGCAAAUCAAGAAACACCAGUACCAUUACGCAAUCUAUUUUGUGCAGCCGAUGAUCUAUCAAAACAUUUCCAAGUGUGCGUGAGAACAUACAACAACACUUUUGCUUUCACUUCGAUGGGAAUUCAUAAUUAUGCAACAGACUUGUGUCGCCGAAAUAAGGGCAUCUACACAUUCAAAGUGCAAGGACAAAUAUACCAUUUCAUCAAUGACAUGCUUCCAGAUGGUUGCCCUCUGAGAAAUUUGCAGUUGUACUUCUAUGAUACAGAAACAAUCUCACAAGAAACCAUGGCCUACCAUGGGACAAGGCUGGACAAGGAAGUAAUAGAUGUAAUUCUCAGUACUCUUGCAGAAAACCCCUAUGCAAAAUUCUUCCACAAUUUGAGGUAUAUGAACACAGCAGAAGAAUUUAGCGUUAUUCUUAAAAAAAAUCCCACCCUUGACCAAAGAGUAUACAACAUGCCCACCGCAUCACAGGUUGCAGCCAUUUGGGUAGAAGACGAUGGGAAUGGGCAGGACAAAUUUACUUCAACAACAGACAACAUAGUAUACAACGAAAUCCUCCAACACAUUGACAUAAACGGUACUCCUGCUCCACAGGACCACUAGACGCAUACUACCCAAUAAAUCAGGUUGCUAUUCCAAUGUAUACUCAAUUACUAGGUGAUUUAGAUCAAAAUGUUCUCUGAUUCCCAGACAUGUAAACUGCUCUUUUGGUCAUUCACAAAUUCAUAAACUAUUACUGCUUGUGUACUCUGAAAAUUGAUACCCUGAAGAAACAAAUGUCCCCAAUUCUUAGCGAAGAAUCAACAUAACAAUUCAACUGGAUUUUCUGCUACAAAUUAUUGCAGAUUUCCUGGGCUGGAGCAGUUUAGAAACCUGGUGCUAUAAUGUCCUUCAAGCAAACAACUUUAUGCUUUUCAGGUUGUCAUUGGUCAACAUUUUGUUCUUCCUUCGUACUCAAAGGAACUAUUUGAUUUUUUUUCCAUUUUGGCAGAUUUUCUCUUCAUAUAAUUUCGUCUGUGUAGCGAUUAAGAGUCCAAAAAAGGUGGAACUUUGCGCUGUGGUGGGCUGUUUUGAGCCAAUUUUGUUACUUUAUACGCUGGUUGCUAAGAUUGUCGUGAUGGAGCAAGCCUACCUUCAAAUAUAUUAUAUCAGGAAGUCAAAAGAAGACUUCUAUACGCGUCAAUUAACAAUCAAAGCAUUCAAGCUAUAACAGCACAAGUUUGAGCUACAGCUCUUCCGCCAAUGUUACUGAUGUAGUAAUAUAAGAACUUCAAGGCCACGUCAAGUGCAGUUUCUUAUAAAGAGAGAGCAACAAAAUGUACAAUAUAUCUUAUUUUUUGGAGAAAAAUAUAGCAGAAGGCCAAAAAUGCAGUUCAAGUUUGGAAAGAAGAUAUUGAUUUUGGGCCAAAGCCCAAAUCAAACAUAAUAGAGAAUCAGCCCACCAAUCUUCUCCCUCCUUAGUUUCACGCAAGAAUGAAAAGAGAUGCCAGCGGCUCCUUCUUAUUCGACUUCUUCUUCAACGGUGAUGGAAGACCCGCUCCAAAUCAAAGCUCCAAUGUUCGGCCUAAAAUCUCGCCCCUCAUUCAAGUCUCUAACGGAUAUAUAUUUCUUGCUAUAAAUUGGCGAUGAGUUGAAGCUUCAAAGGGGGGAACAACAGAGGAGGCAUCGCACCAAACAAGAAAGAGAGCAGCGGCUUUGGCCGCUGCAAUUAACGCCACCGGAGAAGAAAGCAGACGGCGGCCGACCACGGCUCGCUGGCGUUCGACGAUGGUCGGCGGUGAUAGGUGUGGCAGUUCCUUCAAGCUCCAAUUUUCUUCAAUUUCUUCAUCUUCUUCCUCUAAUUGGUAACCCUAUAUUUGUCAAUUUCUUUUUCUUCUCCAAUUUCUUUGUAAAAGGG
This is a messenger RNA of Cuscuta campestris, 2449 nucleotides long. NCBI's taxonomy places the organism in Eukaryota, Viridiplantae, Streptophyta, Magnoliopsida, Solanales, Convolvulaceae. The record is from the annotation of a GenBank genome assembly.